Malania oleifera is the source of this 1497-nucleotide messenger RNA. RefSeq lists its product as uncharacterized. Lineage: Eukaryota; Viridiplantae; Streptophyta; Magnoliopsida; Santalales; Ximeniaceae. Bases 375 to 1190 code for a protein of 271 amino acids. The transcript has a single exon. The record is from RefSeq and is a predicted model, not a curated record.
CCCAUAGACAACCCAAGCUCUUGACCUGCACAGUUGAGCCUUAGCUGUCCCUGCUAUCUAUUUCCCUCUCUUCGAUACUCCCCUCUUAUCGAAAACACGCUCUCUCUCUCUCUCUCUCUCUCUCUCUCUCUCUCUCUCCCUCUCUCUCGCUGCUAUUUAUAACCAGCCAGACUUCACGCCUUUCUCUUCAUCAACGCGUUUCGCUCUCUCUCACGCACAGUCGCACACACAUACAGGCAUGAAGGCCUGAAAAAAACGCGAUCAUAACGAUAUCGAUUCACUUUGGAACGGGUCUUUCGGAUUUCAUUCGAUUCCAAACUCGGCGCUACGGCCGGGAUUAACGCGGCGAUUUGGGGUCAUCAGCCGCGUAUAUAAUGUCGUUUCUUGCAUCGCCGACGUCUUUGAUUGGAGACUACAUAGGCAUGGAGAGUUGUUUCGAUCUUAAGGAAUACGACCACUGCGAAAUAGAUCCUUCGCGAGGGAAGACUGAGAUUAUAAACGAAGAAGGGGUGGCCUGCGAUGCGGUGGAGCGGCGGCGGAUCACGAGGCAGCGAGACCAAUGGUGGGAGAUGAUGAAAAAGAGGAACGGAGAUUUGCCUCCGCCGAUUCCGUCUUUGGCGAGGACGGAGAACCUGCCGUCGCACAUGCCGUGGGUGAUGAAGCGUUACUACACCCCCGAUGGUCGACUCAUCAUUAGGGAGGAGAAGGUGAGGCAUCACGAGUACUUCCGGGCCCACCGGGCCAACGGCCGCCUCAUCCUCCACCUUGUGCCCCUCGACCACCACUGCGUCCCGCUUCCGCCCUCCCACUCGGAGUCUGUUACGGAGGAGGGCGAGGAGGAGGAACCCAAGGAAUAUCCUGGCGAAGAUGCCGGCUGCUCGGAUCCCAACGGCGAUGACGCCGGCGAGGGUAGGGAGUAUAGUAGAUUGGACUACAAGAUUUCGGACGGCGAAUACGAAGAUGAAAACAAAGACAGAGUCGAUGUCGGUUGCGGCGGUGGUGACGACGACGACGUUAUCGAGGAGGAACAAAUAAAUAGGGAGGAGGGAUUGGCGGUGGAUAUAGGGAGUAGUAGUUGUGGAGGAAUGGGAAAAGGGGGGAAGUGCUAUCAGUUCAACAGCGGCAUAGGAUCACCAUCAUCUUGUAUGUUUCAGGUUCCAGUCUGUGCGCUCAGACCGGUUCGCAGCUAAAAAAAAAAAAAAAGAAUUAGAAGAAGACGUAUGGACAUUCUUAAUUUCUUUCUAUCGAUCUCUGUGUGUGUGUUGUUAGGGUAGGCCGAUUAGGCGAGGUGGGGAAGAGGGAGAGAUUCAAUUAAGUAGGAAGGGAGGGGGGUAGUAGGUAGGUCGAGCUUUGAGGCUAGGCGCGGGGGCUGACGAGCUCUCUUUCCAUUCAUUGUUUUAAUUUUGGCCUGCACAAGCACAAGCGAGCGAGCGAUUCAACUUGAUUUUGUUUGGAAACAAAGAAGAGGAUUUUGUUAAAUAAUUUUAUUGCUGGAAA